AUGAAUGCCACGGUGACUGAGGUGAGCUACUGCACUGGUUUCAAGCAAGAUGGCGUCGUCCCACCCUGCGCGGCGAAAGUUUCCGCCGUGGAAACUGGAGGUACUGCUGUCACAGAGUAUUCGGCGGACGCGGUGAUUGUUGCAGUGCCUUUGGGCGUCUUGCAAGCCGAUAAAGUGAAGUUCACCCCGCCGCUGCCGGCUUCUCAUGCGGACGCUAUUGGGCGCAUGCAGUUCGGUGUCGUCAACAAAGCCGUGGCCGUUUUCGAUACGGACUUCUGGUCUUCGGGAUGUAACAACGAGCUGAUGCUGGCAAUCAACCAGCAGAAUGCCAACAUUGACAGUCGAGGCAUGUUUCCUUACUUCAUGAACACUAACAAACAUUGGACAGGAACGAAUGCUUUGCUUGGCUUCGCAGUGGGAAGAUAUGCCAUCGCCUCGGAGCAAAAGACCGAUGCGCAAGUGGAGGCUGACUUCAUGUCCAGGAUCCGGCAGCAGUUUCCCAACGCUCCCAACCCCACCUACUUCAUGCGAACGAAGUGGGGGUCCGACCCCUUCGCCCACGGAAGCUACACUACUCCUGCAGGUCUCGAUGCUAAGAUGGAUGAGAUGAGGAUUCUCAGUGGGGCCGUAAGUGCUUCCCUCACACUGGCUGGAGAGCACACCCAUCCUAACUGGGCUGCUACGGUGCACGGAGCUUACCAAUCCGGCCAGCGCGCGGCAGCAGAUAUUAUGAGCGGGACGGCAACAGGCUCUUCAAGUCCAAGUGAUGCCAGCUCCAGCAUCUCCUCCGCAGGUGUUUGUGCGUUGGUGUUGCUGUACAGGCUUGCCGAGUGCUUUUGA
Messenger RNA from Symbiodinium sp. CCMP2456, 840 nucleotides. The record is from the annotation of a GenBank genome assembly. Lineage: Eukaryota; Dinophyceae; Suessiales; Symbiodiniaceae.